Messenger RNA from Budorcas taxicolor (takin), 1351 nucleotides. It is a transcript of the gene THPO, whose product is annotated as thrombopoietin. NCBI's taxonomy places the organism in Eukaryota, Metazoa, Chordata, Mammalia, Artiodactyla, Bovidae. Gene Ontology annotation, molecular function: cytokine activity; hormone activity. Gene Ontology annotation, cellular component: extracellular region. The record is from RefSeq and is a predicted model, not a curated record. The coding region runs from base 212 to 1270 and encodes 352 amino acids. The transcript has 6 exons. Gene Ontology annotation, biological process: thrombopoietin-mediated signaling pathway; positive regulation of ERK1 and ERK2 cascade; cell population proliferation.
AGUGCUGCCUGCUCUGGACCUGAGUCCUGGAGCCCUUCUCUACCCGGAUAGGUUCUAAAUCCUCCUCCUCCUUGGCCCACCUGUGCCCCACCUGUGCCCCGCCCCACUCUGCCCAGAAGUGCAAGAGCCCAAGCCGCCUCCAUGGCCCCAGGACGGAUUCAGGGGAGAGGCCCCAUUCAGGGAGCCACUCCAAGCAGACAGCCUGGCCAGAAUGGAGCUGACUGAAUUGCUCCUCGUGGUCAUCCUUCUCCUAACUGCAAGAAUAACUCUGUCCAGCCCGGCUCCUCCUGCCUGUGACCCCCGACUCCUACAUAAACUGCUUCGUGACUCCCAUGUCCUUCACAGCAGACUGAGCCAGUGUCCAGACGUUAACCCUUUGUCCACACCUGUCCUUCUGCCUGCUGUGGACUUCAGCUUGGGAGAAUGGAAAACCCAGACGGAGCAGACCAAAGCACAGGACGUUCUGGGAACCACGACCCUUCUGCUGGAGGCAGUGAUGGCAGCGCGGGGACAGCUGGGCCCCACUUGCCUCUCAUCCCUCCUGGUGCAGCUUUCUGGGCAGGUCCGUCUCCUCCUUGGGGCCCUGCAGGGCCUCCUAGGAACCCAGCUUCCUCCACAGGGCAGGACCACAGCUCACAAGGAUCCCAGCGCCAUCUUCCUGAACUUCCAACAGCUGCUCCGAGGAAAGGUGCGCUUCCUGCUGCUUGUAGUGGGGCCGAGCCUCUGUGCCAAGCGGGCCCCACCCGCCACAGCUGUCCCAGGCAGCAUCUCUCCAUUGCUCACACUGAACAAGCUCCCAAACAGGACUUCUGGAUUGUUGGAGACCAACUCCAGUGUCUCAGCCAGAACUACUGGCUUUGGACUUCCGAACAGGCUGCAAGGAUUCAGAGCCAAGAUUCCUGGUCUGCUGAACCAAACCUCCAGGUCCUUAGGCCAAAUCCCUGGACACCUGAAUGGAACACAAGGACCCUUAAGUGGAAUUCAUGGACUCUUUCCUGGGCCCUCACCCAGGGCCCUAGGAGCCCCGGAUAUUCCUCUGGGAACUUCAGACAUGGGCUCCCUGCCACCCUACCUCCAGCCUGGAGAUUCUCCCCCAGCCCAUCCUCCCCCUGGACAAUACACACUCUUCUCUCCUUCGCCCACCUCACCCAUCCCCACGGUCCAGCUCCAACCCCUGCUUCCUGACCCCUCAGCCAUCACACCCAACUCUUCCAGUUCUCUUCUAGUUGCAGCCCACUCUCACUUCCGGAAUCUGUCUCAGGAAGAGUAAGGUACUCAGCACUGCCAAUGUCAGCCUCCAUGUACAGUCCCCUUACUUGUAGGAGAGGCCCUGGGAGACAACUGCAGCUAU